AGAUGACAUAACAUUCGUUAAUUCGUUUUAGGUUAGAAAAGAACUUGAGUAAUUUUAUGAAUAUUAUUAAUAUAUUGUUGUGUGAAAGUAGUUAAAGGCACGGGUACCAUGAACUCGUUAAAAUUAAUUUCAAAUCUACUGUCCCAUAAUUUAAAUACUUUUCGCACUGUUAAUUUACAACAAAUUCGCACGAAAUGGGUUAACCGGUGGAUGAUUCGAGACGUAAAGCGGCGUCAGUUAGCCACAGAAUUGGCUCCUGCUAGAUUGCGAGUAAAUUCUCUACGAAGAAAUGAUAUUCUCCCAGCGGAACUUCGAGAAAUAGCUGAUAAGGAAAUCGCCGCGUUUCCACUGAAUUCAACACCUCUAAGAAUUAAUAAACGUUGUGUAGUAACUUCAAGACCGAGAGGAGUCGUGAACAGGUGGAGGGUUAGCAGAAUUGUAUUUAGACAUUUAGCUGAUUACAAUAAAUUGUCUGGUGUACAAAGAGCAAUGUGGUAGUCAAUAUUGUAUAUAUGUAGUCGUUAAUAAAAUUUGCAAAUUGGAA
Messenger RNA from Zophobas morio, 544 nucleotides. It is a transcript of the gene mRpS14, whose product is annotated as small ribosomal subunit protein uS14m. Gene Ontology annotation, biological process: translation. The record is from RefSeq and is a predicted model, not a curated record. Lineage: Eukaryota; Metazoa; Arthropoda; Insecta; Coleoptera; Tenebrionidae. Gene Ontology annotation, cellular component: mitochondrial small ribosomal subunit; ribosome. The transcript has 2 exons. The coding region runs from base 109 to 498 and encodes 129 amino acids. Gene Ontology annotation, molecular function: structural constituent of ribosome.